Messenger RNA from Equus caballus (horse), 9663 nucleotides. The record is from RefSeq and is a predicted model, not a curated record. NCBI's taxonomy places the organism in Eukaryota, Metazoa, Chordata, Mammalia, Perissodactyla, Equidae.
AUGCAAAACAAUGUCACUGUUUAUGAGUGGGGCAGUUUGAAACCUGCCAGUUUGUAUUCUUUUACAUUUGAAUUCAAACAGUUAUGCUUGGAUUUUAUAAAGGUAUUUCAGAGACUGGAUGUUCAAGUGGAAACAGGCCCAUUAUCAGCACAGAAUUUCACAGUUACUCAUGUGAAGCCAACAGAAAUAUUUUUACGCUGGGACCCUCCAGAUCCUGUAUCUUUUCACCAUUAUGUUGUGACUAUUUUGGAUGUUGAAAACAAUAAAUCAGAAGAGAUGUUUGUUGAAAAACUCAAUACAUCAACAGCAAUCGGAAAUCUCAGAUCUUUCCAUCGUUAUCUGAUAUAUCUAUUCAGUGUAGCAGAAAGAGGAACUUUAAGCUGCUUUGAGAAACCUAUUUCAGCCAUUACAGGUAUUAACCCACCCCAGAAAGUUUAUGCUAAACCUGAAGAUGUGGGAGAGAACAGUAUAAUAAUUCAGUGGGAACCCCCACAAGAUGGCCAUGAGGUCUACAUUCAAGUCAAAUCCAUAUCAGAUACAAGAGAAGUCAUCAAGCUUUUUGUAAAGGAUGCUAAUAGAUUCAAGAUUGAUAAUUUAAUCCCUGGGAUGACAUAUGACAUUGGAGUGGCAACAGUGAUGAAUGGGAACUUGAGUGAGCUGGUAACUCUUCAACAAACUCUAAAGCCCAAACCAGCUCAAAUUGUUAUCCCUUAUGAAAGUCAUAGUACCUCUGUCAUCUUAUUUGUUCAAAUGCCUGAUAUCGGAGUGUUUGAUGGCGUACAUAUCGCAGUUGAAGGAGGGCCAAAUGUAACCAUGCCUUUACAGGGUGACAAUAAAUUUACUGUUGACAAGUUAACUCCAGGAACAGAAUAUAACUUCUUUGUUUCCGUCAUCAGUGGAACUAAAUUAAGUAAUAUGUAUUAUGUGCCUGCAGUAAAAACAUGUCUAGAAGCUCCAUCAAAUAUCCUUGAGGGCAAAGUUACAGACUCUUCCAUAGAAAUUCUCUGGAAUCGAGCUGAUGGGAAUUUCCAGCAUUAUGAAGUAACAUGCAUAAGCUGUGCCGCUGCUUUCACGGUCCAGAAGGUAGUUCAAGAAACAGCAACGUUCUCCAACCUGGAUCCUGCCACAGUGUACACCUUUUCAAUUCGCACUGAAAAAGAAGGUUUUAAAGAUAGUACUCCUAACACAAAAGAAAUACAGACAGAUCCAGACCCACCAUCAAAUUUGCUGAUUUUUGGGCAGGAAGAAAACACAAUAUAUUUAUCUUGGAAACUCCCACAAGGAGGCUUUGAAAAGUUUCAGAUAUCCUAUUGUAUGACAUCUAGAAGGGAAAAACUAUUUAAAGUAAUUGUUUAUGGCAACAAAGCCAAAAUAAAGAACUUGACUCCGGGUGUGGACUACACGUUUCAUGUGGAGACAGUUAGAGGCAAAGAUUACAGUGUAUCUGUAAUGAAAAAAGUGACUACAAAACCGGAAAAACCCGAGAAAGUUAAAGUCUUCAAUAUUUCUGCACAUUCCUUUUCUCUGCGCUGGAGCCUGCCCUCCGGCCAUGUGGAAAGGUUUCAUGUGGAUCUUGUUCCUGACAGUGGCUUUGUUACUAUCAGAGAUCUUGGAGGUGGAGAAUAUCAGGUUGAUGUUUUCAAUGCUGUUCCUGGUACUAGGUACGAAGUAACCAUCUCUUCCAUUUCUGCUACAACAUACAGCUCACCUGUUAGUAGAAUAGUGACAACGAACGUGACAAAACCAGGGCCUCCAGUCUUCCUAGCAGGGGAAAGAGUAGGAUCUGCUGGGAUCCUUCUCUCUUGGAAUACACCACCAAAUCCAAGUGGGAGAAUUUUAUCUUACGUUGUGAAAUACAAGGAAGUUUGUCCAUGGAUGCAAACAGUAUAUACACAAGUUAGAGCAAAGCCAGACAGUCUGGAAGUCCUUCUUACCAACCUCAAUCCUGGAACAACGUAUGAAAUCAAGGUUGCUGCUGAAAAUAGCGCUGGCGUUGGAGUGUUUAGUGACCCAUUUCUCUUCCAAACUGCAGAAAGUGCUCCAGGAAAAGUGGUGAAUCUCACGGUGGAGGCCUUUAACUAUUCAGCAGUAAACCUGAUUUGGUAUUUACCUCGGCAACCAAAUGGCAAAAUUACCAGCUUCAAGAUUAGUGUCAAACACGCCAGAAGUGGGAUAGUAGUGAAAGAUGUCUCCAUCAAAGUAGAGGACAUUUUGACUGGGAAAUUGCCAGAAUGUAAUGAGAAUAAUGAAUCUUUUUUAUGGAGUACAACCAGCCCUCCUCCAACUCUUGGUAGAGUUACGCCUCCAUCCCGUACCACAUAUUCAUUGAGCACGUUGGCAUGGAGUAAGAUUAGCUCUGUGUGGAAAGAGCCUAUCAGUUUUGUAGUGACACAUUUGAGACCUUACACGACGUACCUUUUUGAAGUUUCUGCUGUUACAACUGAAGCAGGUUACAUUGAUAGCACGAUUGUUAGAACGCCAGAAUCAGUGCCUGAAGGACCGCCACAAAACUGUAUAACAGGCAACAUUACAGGAAGAUCGUUUUCAAUUUCGUGGGACCCGCCAACUAUAGUAACAGGGAAAUUUAGUUACAGAGUUGAAUUAUAUGGACCAUCAGGUCGGAUUUUGGAUAAUAGCACAAAAGACCUUAAGUUUGCAUUCACUAACCUGACACCAUUUACCAUGUAUGAUGUGUACGUUGCGGCUGAAACCAGUGCAGGGACUGGACCCAAGUCAAACACUUCAAUAUUCACUCCUCCAGAAGUUCCAGGUGCAAUAUCUGAUCUAGAAGCUGCAGCAGUAGAAGCCACACAAAUAAGAAUUACUUGGAAGAAACCACGACAGCCAAAUGGAAUCAUUAACCAAUACCGAGUGAAAGUACUGGUUUCAGAGACAGGAGUACUUUUGGAAAAUACUUUGCUCACAGGAAAGGAUGAGUAUAUAAACGACCCCAUGGCUCCAGAAACUGUGAACACAGUAGAGUCCAUGGCAGGAUUAUUUGAGGGUUCAGCAGAGAUGUCUUCUGACCUGUACUCGCUUGCUUCAGUUAUUUAUAACAGUCAUCCACAUAACUUUCCCGCGGGGAAUAGAGCUGAAGACCAGCAUUCAACAGUUGGAACUACAAGGAAUCAGUAUAUCACCGACAUUGCUGCCGAACAGCUGUCUUACGUUAUCAGGAGACUUGUGCCUUUCACUGAGCACAUGAUUAGUGUAUCUGCUUUCACCAUCAUGGGGGAAGGACCACCAACGGUUCUCAAUGUUAGGACAAGUGAGCAAGUGCCAAGCUCCAUUAAAAUUAUAAACUAUAAAAAUAUUAGUUCUUCAUCUAUUUUGUUAUAUUGGGAUCCUCCAGAAUAUCCCAAUGGAAAAAUAACUCAUUAUACAAUUUAUGCAAUGGAACUGGACACAAACCGAGCCUUCCAGAUGACUACUAUAGAUAACAGCUUUCUCAUAACAGGGUUAAAGAAAUACACGAAAUAUAAAAUGAGAGUGGCUGCUUCAACUCGUGUUGGAGAAAGUUCUUUGUCUGAAGAAAAUGACAUCUUUGUGAGAACUCCAGAAGAUGAACCAGAGUCAUCACCUCAAAAUGUUGAAGUUACUGAUGUUACUGCAAGUGAAAUAAGUUUGAAGUGGUCACCACCUGAGAAACCCAAUGGGAUUAUUGUUGCAUACGAAGUGCUCUAUAAAAAUAUAGAUACCCUAUUUAUGAAGAACACCUCAACAACAAGCAUAAGUUUAAGGGACUUAAAACCUUACACCCUCUAUAACAUUUCUGUAAGAUCAUAUACCAGAUUUGGUCACGGUAACCAGUUAUCAUCUUUACUCUCUGUAAGGACUUCUGAGACUGUGCCUGGUAGUUCCCCAGAAAAUAUUACUUACAAAAAUAUUUCCUCUGGAGAGAUUGAGCUGUCAUUCCUUCCCCCGAGUACUCCCAAUGGAAUCAUUCACAAAUAUACCAUUUAUCUCAAGAGAAGUGAUGGAAAGGAGGAAAGAACUCUAAAUACAACCUCUUUGACCCAGAGCAUUAAAGGACUGAAGAAAUAUACCCAAUAUAUGAUUGAAGUGUCUGCUAGUACCCUCAAAGGUGAAGGAGUUCGGAGUGCACCCAUACAUGUAUUGACUGAAGAAGAUGCUCCUGAUUCACCCCCUCAAGACUUCUCUGUAAAACAGUUGUCUGGUGUCAUGGUGAAGUUGUCAUGGCAACCACCCCUGGAGCCAAAUGGAAUUAUCCUCUAUUACACAGUUUAUGUCUGGGAUAGAUCGUCAUUAAAAACUGUUAAUGUAACUGAAACAUCAUUAGAGUAUUCAGAUUUGGACUAUAAUGUUGAAUAUAGCACUUAUGUAACAGCUAACACCAGAUUUGGUGCUGGGAAAACAAGAAGCAAUGUCGUUAACUUUCGAUCACCUGAGGGAGCUCCAAGUGACCCUCCCAAAGAUGUUCAUUAUGCAAAUCUCAGUUCUUCAUCAAUAAUUCUCUUUUGGACGCCUCCCUCAAAACCUAAUGGCAUUAUACAAUAUUAUUCUGUUUAUUACAGAAAUGCUUCAGGUACUUACAUGCAGAAUUUUACACUCCAUGAAGUAACCAAUGACUUUGACAAUAUGACUGUAUCUGCAAUAAUAGAUAAACUGGCAAUAUUCAGCUACUAUGCAUUUUGGGUAACAGCAAGCACUUCAGUUGGAAAUGGGAAUAAAAGCAGUGACACAGUUCAAGUAUACACAGAUCAAGACAUACCUGAAGGGCUUGUUGGAAACUUGACUUACGAGUCCAUUUCAUCAACUGCAAUAAACGUAAGCUGGGGCCCACCGGCUCAACCGAAUGGUCUAGUCUUCUACUAUGUUUCUCUGAGCUUACAGCAGACUCCUCGCCAUGUGAGACCACCUCUAGUUACGUAUGAGAGAAGCAUGUAUUUUGAUAAUCUGGAAAAAUACACUGAUUAUAUAUUAAAAAUCACUCCAUCAACAGAAAAAGGAUUCUCUGAUACCUAUACUGCCCAGCUACACAUCAAAACUGAAGAGGAUGUCCCAGAAACUUCACCAAUAAUCAACACUUUUAAAAACCUUUCCUCUACCUCAGUUCUCUUAUCAUGGGAUCCCCCACUAAAACCAAAUGGUGCAAUAAUAAGUUAUGAUUUAACUUUACAAGGACCAAAUGAGAAUUACUCUUUUGUUACUUCUGAUAACUCUAUAACAUUGGAAGAGCUUUCACCAUUUACAUUAUAUAGUUUUUUUGCUGCUGCAAGAACUAUAAAAGGACUCGGUCCUUCCAGUAUUCUUUUCUUUUACACAGAUGAGUCAGUGCCUUUAGCACCUCCUCAAAAUUUGACUUUAAUCAACUACACUUCAGACUUUGUGUGGCUGAAAUGGAGUCCAAGUCCUGUUCCAGGCGGUAUUGUUAAACUAUACAGUUUUAAAAUUCAUGAACAUGAAACUGACACUGUAUUUUAUAAGAACAUUUCAGCUUUUCAAACUGAAGCCAAACUUGUUGGGCUCGAACCAGUCAGCACCUAUUCUGUCAGCAUAUGUGCCUUUACGAAAGUCGGGAAUGGCAAUCAGUUUAGUAAUGUAGUAAAAUUCACAACCCAAGAAUCAGUUCCAGAUGUUGUACAGAAUAUACAGUGUAUGGCAACUAGCUGGCAGUCAGCUUUAGUGAAGUGGGAUCCACCCAAAAAGGCAAAUGGAGUAAUUACGCAUUAUAUGAUAACAGUUGAAGGGAAUUCUACAAAAGUCUCUCCCCAAGAUGACAUGUAUACUUUCAUGAAACUUCUUGCCAAUACCUCAUAUGUGUUUAAAGUAACAGCUUCAACCUCAGCUGGUGAAGGUGAUGAAUGUACAUGCAAUGUCAGCACACUCCCUGAAACAGUUCCCAGUGUUCCCACAAAUAUUACUUUUUCUAAUGUUCAGUCAACUAGUGCAACAUUGACAUGGAUGAGACCUGACACUAUCCUUGGCUACUUCCAAAAUUACAAGAUUACCACUCAACUUCGGGCUCAAACAUGCAGAGAAUGGGAAUCUGAAGAAUGUGUUGAAUAUCAAAAAAUUCAGUACCUCUAUGAAGCUGACCUAACUGAACAGACAGUAUAUGGAUUAAAGAAAUUUAGAUGGUAUAGAUUUCAAGUGGCUGCCAGCACCAAUGCCGGCUACGGCAAUGCUUCAAAUUGGAUAUCUACACAAACCCUGCCUGGCCCUCCAGAUGGUCCUCCUGAAAAUGUGUAUGUAGUAGCAACAUCACCUUUCAGCAUCAACAUCAGCUGGAGUGAACCGGCUGUCAUUACUGGACCAACAUUCUAUCUGAUAGAUGUCAAAUCGGUAGAUACUGAUGAAUUUAAUAUUUCCUUAAUUAAAUCAAAUGAAGAAAAUAACACCAUAGAAAUUAAAGAUUUGAAAAUAUUCACAAGGUAUUCCGUGGUGAUCACAGCGUUCACCGGAAACAUUACUGCUGCGUAUGUAGAUGGAAAGUCGAGUUCUGAAGUGAUUGUUACUACUUUAGAAUCAGUCCCAAAGGAUCCACCUAACAACAUGACCUUUCAGAAGAUACCAGACGAAGUUACAAAAUUCCAGUUAACAUUCCUUCCUCCUUCUCAACCCAAUGGAAACAUCCAAGUAUAUCAAGCUUUGGUUUACAGAGAAGAUGACCCUACUGCCUUCCAGAUUCACAAUCUCAGCAUUAUCCAGAAAACUGACACAUCCGUCAUUGCUGUGUUAGAAGGACUAAAAGGUGGACAUACAUACAAUAUCAGUAUUUAUGCGAUCAAUAGCGCUGGUGCAGGGCCAAAGGUUCAGAUGAGAAUAACCAUGGAUAUUAAAGCUCCAGCACGACCGAAAACCAAGCCCAUCCCUAUUUAUGAUGCCACAGGGAAACUGCUGGUGACUUCCACAACAAUCACAAUCAGAAUGCCAAUAUGUUACUACAACGAUGAUCAUGGACCAAUUAAAAAUGUACAAGUGCUUGUGGCAGAAGCAGGAGCUCAGCAUGAUGGAAAUGUAACAAAGUGGUAUGAUGCAUACUUUAAUAAACCAAGGCCAUAUUUUACAAAUGAAGGCUUUCCUAACCCCCCAUGUACAGAAGGAAAGACAAAGUUCAGUGGCAAUGAAGAAAUCUACAUCAUUGGUGCUGAUAAUGCAUGUAUGAUUCCUGGCAAUGAAGACAAAAUUUGCAAUGGGCCGCUGAAACCAAAAAAGCAAUAUUUAUUUAAAUUUAGAGCCACAAAUGUCAUGGGACAGUUUACAGACUCUGAUUACUCUGAUCCUGUUAAGACUUUAGGUGAAGGACUUUCAGAAAGAACUGUAGAGAUUAUUCUUUCAGUCACUUUGUGUAUCCUUUCAAUAAUUCUUCUUGGAACAGCUAUCUUUGCAUUUGCAAGAAUUCGACAGAAGCAGAAAGAAGGUGGUACAUACUCUCCUCGGGAUGCAGAAAUUAUUGACACCAAAUUCAAGCUGGAUCAGCUCAUCACAGUGGCAGACCUGGAACUGAAGGACGAGAGAUUAACGCGGCCGAUAAGCAAGAAAUCUUUCCUGCAACAUGUUGAAGAGCUUUGCACAAAUAACAACCUAAAGUUUCAAGAAGAAUUUUCGGAAUUACCAAAAUUUCUUCAGGAUCUUUCUUCAACUGAUGCCGAUCUGCCUUGGAACAGAGCGAAAAACCGCUUUCCAAACAUCAAACCAUAUAAUAAUAACAGAGUGAAGCUGAUAGCUGAUGCUAGUAUUCCAGGAUCAGAUUAUAUUAAUGCCAGCUAUGUUUCUGGCUACUUAUGUCCAAAUGAAUUUAUUGCGACUCAAGGUCCACUACCAGGAACAGUUGGGGAUUUUUGGAGAAUGGUGUGGGAAACCAGGGCGAAAACAUUAGUAAUGCUAACACAGUGUUUUGAAAAAGGGCGGAUCAGAUGCCAUCAGUAUUGGCCAGAGGACAACAAACCAGUUACCGUCUUUGGAGAUAUAGUGAUUACAAAGCUAAUGGAGGAUGUUCAAAUAGAUUGGACCAUCAGAGAUCUGAAAAUUGAAAGGCAUGGUGAUUGCAUGACGGUCCGACAGUGUAACUUCACCGCUUGGCCUGAGCACGGGGUUCCUGAGAACAGUGCCCCUUUAGUCCACUUUGUGAAGCUGGUUCGAGCAAGCAGAGCACAUGACACCACACCUAUGGUUGUUCACUGCAGUGCUGGAGUUGGAAGAACUGGAGUUUUUAUUGCUCUGGACCACUUAACACAACAUAUAAACGAUCAUGAUUUUGUGGAUAUAUAUGGCCUAGUAGCUGAACUGAGAAGCGAAAGAAUGUGCAUGGUGCAAAACCUGGCACAGUAUAUUUUUUUACACCAGUGCAUUCUGGAUAUCUUAUCAAGUAAAGGAAAUAAUCAGCCCAUCUGUUUUGUUAACUAUUCAGCACUUCAGAAGAUGGACUCUUUGGAUGCCAUGGAAGGUGAUGUUGAGCUUGAAUGGGAGGAAACCACGAUGUAAAUAUUCAGACCAAAGAUUACAACUGGAAGAUAUUUUCAAAUCACAGGGGCCAAAAUUAUCCCCUCCUUCUUCUGAAUUGAAAUGUGCAAGCUUAAAGAAAUCUCUGUGCUCUCCUUACUGUGCCUUACUAAAUGGAUUGACAUUUUAUGAAUAGUUCUAGGAAAUAGCUAACUCAGGAUAGUUAUUUAUUUUAUACAGAAUAAAUAUUAUGCACUUAAAAUGUGUAAGAAAAGACAUCCCAGAGAUUUUUUAAGUCUUUCAUACUUUUGGAGUGAGCCAAAUAUAAAAUUAUUAUUAUACUAGCAUUAAUGUUUCAAUGUGAAUUUUCCCUACGUAUUGAAUUUAAUCUCGAACAAAAGUUGUAAAUGUUGAUUCAGUAGUGUUAUUUUGGCCUCCAGGGUGUUGACGUUUCUUGUGGAUAACUUCCAGGACUGUCAUAAUGAUCUGUACUUCCAUGUAUGCCCCUGUGUUUUGAAUCCUCUGUUUUAUGAGUGCUGAGAUGUCAUCUCAUGAUCUCGAACAGCUGAACAGUAACCCCUGACACUGCAGGGAUUACUUACCCUUUAUACAACACACAGUAGCUCUUCUGGGACACUUAGGGCUAUUUUGAUUGCAUUGUGAUCUUUAGUUUGAGAAAACAAAAAGAAAAAUUAAGCAGUGCAAUUGCUCCUAUAAACUACUUUUCUAGCCUGUUCACAUUUGUAUGUUUUCAGGCACAAGCUGUACCACUAUAUUGUAUAUAUAAAUACGUAGUUAAAUGUAUCAGAGUAUUUGUCCAUUAGAUACAUAUUCAACCUAAUAUUAAUGAUUUUGAAGGAUUUCUUGAGCAGAAAUAUAUAAAAACAAAUAAAAACGUGUAAUGUGUUGCAGGCUUGUAAACUAAUGAUGUGCUGCUGUGGUGCCAACAGAGACUUCUGAACAGAUUACAUAAAAUGGUCUUUAUUUCUUUUCCCAAGGUUGAUUAUUGAGGCGUGCAUGUGGUGGAAUUGAAAACCAAAUUAAUCAGGAUGUAGCAAAUUAGAGAUUUUUUAAAAAGAAAAUCUUUAAACCUCCAUUUUGUUAGAUAGCGACAAUCUACUAAGUUUUGAACUAUGUGAAAUUAUUUUGUCAUAAUUUCAAUUAAGCGUCACAAAAUGAAAUAGUAUUAAUCAUUCUUUUUUUCUAUAAUGAAAAUUAUACCUUAUGCUUAUUUCUGCUAGAAUAUACAUAUAGAAA